Messenger RNA from Phytophthora megakarya, 909 nucleotides. Lineage: Eukaryota; Oomycota; Peronosporomycetes; Peronosporales; Peronosporaceae. The record is from the annotation of a GenBank genome assembly.
AUGAUCAGACACAGUCUGGGGAAGAACAAAGAGGUACUACAAGCUGAACGACGAAGAAGAAUCGCUACUGCGCAAGACGAAGAACUAAAUUGGCGUAAAUUGAAGAAGAAUGUUCUAGGAGAAGCAGAUAAGCUCAUAUGUCGUGCUGCAAGAGACGCUCGGAAAACUGCUGGCCGAUUCAUUUUAACCAAUGCCAACGGACUGUAUAGUAUGCGCGCCAGCCUACAGAACCGAAAAGACGUUCAAGAAGAAUUGCGAUUGCGAUUAGUUGUGCCCGCAAUCAUGAUCCAAGCGGUCCUGCAGAAUAGUCACGUUUCACUCGAAGGAGGUCAUAAAGGCGUGACGUUUGAACCAGCAAACGCAGAUCACAAAUUCAGUGGUUACUCGCCAGACAACAUCCAAGCAGAGAAACCUUUCAGGAUAGUAUUCAUGACUUUUGUCAUCCCCCUGCCAAAAUUGCGGCAAGGAAACACGACACUGCUAUUAUUCCAAAGUGCCUUCAUAGGUUUUGGGAUAACGAAACCUAUGUCAGAUACGACAGCACUGCGAUUGGCACAAGCCUUCGAAGAGUACGUAUAUCGAAAAUUCCAAGCACCAUCGUUCAUACCGCACUACAGAGACCCUCGCUUCAUGAUCGAGAUCUCGCGUGACUUUGAGUUAGUGGCCACAAGCAAAUGGACAACUAGAAAGGUCUGUCAAGACAGUGAUGCAAUCGGUCAAGGUAUAUGCCGAAGAUCCAUUUCAGCAAGACUGGGACGAAAUCCUCAAUCACAUAGUGUUCACCAUCAAUACCUCUAUGGAUACAACAAGAAAUUAUACUCCUUUAUACCUAGUCCGUGGAUGGGACGCACAGUCAACCCUGAAGGCUAUGGCAACUUCGUCAAGACAAGAAACUGGGGAACAGUCUGA